This is a messenger RNA of Aplosporella prunicola CBS 121167, 364 nucleotides long. RefSeq lists its product as uncharacterized. The transcript has a single exon. The coding region runs from base 1 to 351 and encodes 116 amino acids. The record is from RefSeq and is a predicted model, not a curated record. Lineage: Eukaryota; Fungi; Ascomycota; Dothideomycetes; Botryosphaeriales; Aplosporellaceae.
AUGUUCGUGCACUCUGCUCAAUCCACAGCUGCCUUGGUUGAUGGGCUGUCGUCGUGGCAGCUGCUGUGGUUGUGGCAGGUAUUUAUGUGUUGCGGAAAUGAAGCCGGUUGGUGGGACUGGGAUGGCUUUGUGGUGCAGCAUGUCGGUAGUAUUUUGGUAGCUAUCCAGCCGAUUCCCUCCGGCUUUCCUCGUUAUGAUGGUAUUGCUGUGGAUGUUGGCUCAUGGCUGCGUAGAUGCACGGUGUGGGGAACGGUUGAAGUGUAUGAAACUGCCCGCGUAUAUGGCCGCGAUGUGAGAGCUAAGGACGCACCUGGGGCAGCGAGGAGGCGGUUUACUCUUGGCGGAGAGUAGAUAAAUAGCGGUG